UAAAUUAUAAAUUUUCAAUUAAUAAUAGUAUUAUACUCAAUAAAUUGAUAAAUUUAGUGACCUAAAAUGACUGAGCUAUUACUUGACCCUAAUAUACGGCUAUGGGUGUUUUUCCCGAUAGUAAUAAUUACAUUUUUGGUUGGUAUCGUGAGGCACUAUGUAUCGAUUAUUUUAUCGUCUCAAAAGAAGAUCGAAAUUCUACAAGUUCAAGAUAGCCAGGUGAUGAUUAGAGCUAGGCUACUCCGUGAGAAUGGCAAGUACUUGCCAAAACAUUCGUUUGCCAUGCGCCGUCACUGGUUUAAUAAUGAGGAAACUGGCUAUUUUAAGGUGCAGAAACGGCAGUCUAAUGCCCAGAAUCCAAUGACAGAUCCAGGAAUGAUGACUGAUAUGCUCAAGGGGAAUGUCACAAAUGUUCUACCUAUGAUAGUUAUUGGAGGCUGGAUCAAUUGGAUGUUCAGUGGUUUCUUGACAACCAAAGUACCGUUUCCAUUGACUAUUCGGUUCAAACCCAUGCUGCAGAGAGGUGUUGAGCUGACUCAGUUGGAUGCCUCCUGGGUGUCAUCUGCCUCAUGGUACUUCCUCAAUGUGUUCGGUCUGAGGACAAUAUAUGCUCUAGUUCUCGGAGAGAAUAAUGCUGCUGAUCAGUCCAAAGUAAUGCAGGAACAGAUGUCUGGGGCGGCUAUGGCCAUGCCUCCAGAUCCAAAAGCAGCCUUCAAAGCCGAGUGGGAGGCUCUGGAAAUUACUGAACACAAGUGGGCUCUCACCAAUGUUGAGAGCGACCUGGUUGCCAGUUCUGAGGAGAACUGACAUAUAUGCAAAUGUCACUAGUACAUUAGAUAAAUUAAAUUCUGUUAUCACUUUUAAGUAAAAUGUUGUGUGGUUGAGGAUGUCCUGUUACAUUAUUUAUACAGCAUUUAUGUGUAUUAAACUUAUUGUAAGA
Aricia agestis (brown argus) is the source of this 940-nucleotide messenger RNA. RefSeq names its product ER membrane protein complex subunit 3 (gene EMC3). The record is from RefSeq and is a predicted model, not a curated record. The transcript is spliced from 5 exons. NCBI's taxonomy places the organism in Eukaryota, Metazoa, Arthropoda, Insecta, Lepidoptera, Lycaenidae. Gene Ontology annotation, cellular component: EMC complex; membrane. Gene Ontology annotation, biological process: protein folding in endoplasmic reticulum. Bases 67 to 807 code for a protein of 246 amino acids.